GUUCUUAUAGAUUCGAGUAUGUACCGUCUGGCGCCAGUAUCAGAAGAGACCAAUGGGAAUGGAAGACGCUAGCUAUGAUGUGGAUAACACGGAAGAUGUGAACGAAAUUCUGCUGCAGGUGUGCCGUGUGCUGAGUUUCACUGUGAUCAUCAACACUCUCAUCUACAAGCUGCCUCAGAUGGUCGUCAUCAUUCGCACGAGUUCGUCUUUCGGAAUCAGUCUGAGAAGUGUUAUCAUUGAGUGGCUGGCGUAAGUAUCAGAGAAAUGUUAUAUAUUAAAUGUGAAUGGCUGGCGUAAGUAUCAGUUUGAGAAGUGUUAUCAUUGAAUGGCUGGCGUAAGUAUCAGUCUGAGAAGUGUUAUCAUUGAAUGGCUGGCGUAAGUAUCAGUUUGAGAAGUGUUAUCAUUGAAUGGCUGGCGUAAGUAUCAGUUUGAGAAGUGUUAUCAUUGAAUGGCUGGCGUAAGUAUCAGUCUGAGACGUGUUAUCAUUGAAUGGCUGGCGUAAGUAUCAGUUUGAGAAGUGUUAUCAUUGAAUGGCUGGCGUAAGUAUCAGUUUGAGAAGUGUUAUCAUUGAAUGGCUGUCGUAAGUAUCAGUCUGAGACGUGUUAUCAUUGAAUGGCUGGCGUAAGUAUCAGUUUGAGAAGUGUUAUCAUUGAAUGGCUGUCGUAAGUAUCAGUCUGAGACGUGUUAUCAUUGAAGGGCUGGCGUAAGUAUCAGUUUGAGACGUGUUUGAUUAACUUGGAACUGUUUAUUUUUAGAAACUAGAAAGAUACAGUUUUUUGGUAAUAUUUGUUCCCCUGUCACCACAGUGUAAUCUUUGCCCCCCCCCCCUCGGUUACAUCAGAGUCAUCCUUGGCCACCUGUCACAACAUGGUUAUCUUUGACCACCUGUCACAACAGGGCCACCUUUGGCCACAUUUCACAACAGGGCCACCUUUGGCCACCUGGCACAACAGGAUCAUCUUAGGCCACCUAUCACAACAGGGCCACCUUUCGCCACCGUUCACAACAGGGCCACCUUUGACAACAGGGCCACCUUUGGCCACCUGUCACAACAGGGCCACCUUUGGGUCCCAGAUUCCUUUUUGUUUAAAAUCCACGUUUCCCAGACACUGAAUGGUUGCCAUGGGCGUCUAUCCCCGCCCCUGCGUAGACGCCCCUGAUGAAUGCUACCUACAACUUGAGAUUUUCCGAAUGCCCAAUUGACAGAAAGUUCAUCCAAAUCAAAUGUUCAUCCACCUAGUCUGUACACAUCGUCUCUAAAUGUUUAAUUUGUUCAGUUCAUCAACAUUUCAUGAUUCAUUCACGGGUUAACAUCAGCAUUGAGGUAAGAAUGGGAACCGCUGUAAAAUUGACCAGUCCACUCUAUACUGUCUUUAAUUGAAACUGACACCACAAGGCAAAUGGCUAACACAUAAACCUAUCUGUUUUAGGUAUACGAUUAUGUUAACGUAUCAGUUUGCAAUGGGCUUCCCACUGGAAACAUACUUCGAAAGUAACGUGACAGUAUUUCAAGGCAAGUAACUCUGUCCGACGAAGGCGUCCAGCCGAUGCGUCAUUUAAAUCGCCUUCUCUGUUCAUUUCGAAAUAAACAUAUCUUGUGCCACUGUUUAUUUACUAACUUGACACAGUAUGAGCAAAGCCCCUAAUGUAUGUUACUAAUCAUAUCUUGUUCAAAUAUUUAUUUACUAGACACGGGUUAUGAACGCAGACCCUAAUAUUUUAUGCUAAACAUAUCUCGUUCAACAGCUUAUCUAUUUACUAGAAAGGUAUGAACGAAGUCCCUCAUAUAUUAUACUCAUAAAUUAUACUAAACAUAUCUUGUUCCCCUGUUUAUUUACUUACUUAACACAGUAUGAAAGCAGUCCCUAAACAUAUUAUGAGCAUACAGCAAUUCCUUACCCUUACUUUUUACCACUAAAUUUCAUGUAAAUCAAAUAUUUGAAAUGCUGUGAAAAAAAGUGCUGAAAUUGUUUGAAGAAAAUGCUCUAAACUUGAGUGUACCACUAUCCAUCAGUCCUUUCAUUCUUUCGCCCACUUAUAUUAUCUUCCUUAUCCAUAAUGACUUAUAGUCUCCGAUCUUUAUUGAGAUUGACUUUUGUCGCCCAAAAUGGUAUGCUGAAAUAAAAAACAACAACCUUGAUUGAAAUAGACGUUUUCAUAAAUGCUCUCUGCAGAUCUCAAUGCUGAUUCUAUUUGUUUGAUAGACCAGAUCUCAUACUCAUUCUAUUUGUUUGAUUGACCAGAUCUCAUACUCAUUCUAUUUGUUUGAUUGACCAGAUCUCAUACUCAUUCUAUUUGUUUGAUUGACCAGAUCUCAUACUCAUUCUAUUUGUUUGAUUGACCAGAUCUCAUACUCAUUCUAUUUGUUUGAUUGACCAGAUCUCAUACUCAUUCUAUUUGUUUGAUUGACCAGAUCUCAUACUCAUUCUAUUUGUUUGAUUGACCAGAUCUCAUACUCAUUCUAUUUGUUUGAUUGACCAGAUCUCAUACUCAUUCUAUUUGUUUGAUUGACCAGAUCUCAUACUCAUUCUAUUUGUUUGAUUGACCAGAUCUCAUACUCAUUCUAUUUGUUUGAUUGACCAGAUCUCAUACUGAUUCUAUUUGUUUGAUUGACCAGAUCUCAUACUCAUUCUAUUUGUUUGAUUGACCAGAUCUCAUACUCAUUCUAUUUGUUUGAUUGACCAGAUCUCAUACUCAUUCUAUUUGUUUGAUUGACCAGAUCUCAUACUGAUUCUAUUUGUUUGAUUGACCAGAUCUCAUACUCAUUCUAUUUGUUUGAUUGACCAGAUCUCAUACUCAUUCUAUUUGUUUGAUUGACCAGAUCUCAUACUGAUUCUAUUUGUUUGAUUGACCAGAUCUCAUACUGAUUCUAUUGAUAUUGAAGAACAGGAAGCUCAUCGAGCCGAGCAUACUGCGCUAUUACUUUGUGUAUCCUUCACUUAAAACUAGCACUAAUGCUAAUCUUGGAUUGUCUUAAAACUAGCACUAAUGCUAAUCUUGGAUUGUAUUAAAACUAGCACUAAUGCUAAUCAUGGAUUGUAUUAAAACUAGCACUAAUGCUAAUUGUGGAUUGUCUUAAAAUUAGCACUAAUGCUAAUCAUGGAUUGUUUUAAAACUAGCACUAAUGCUAAUCUUGGAUUGUAUUAAAACUAGCACUAAUGCUAAUCUUGGAUUGUAUUAAAACUAGCAUUAAUGCUAAUUGUGGAUUGUCUUAAAAUUAGCACUAAUGCUAAUCAUGGAUUGUUUUAAAACUAGCACUAAUGCUAAUUGUGGAUUGUCUUAAAAUUAGCACUAAUGCUAAUCAUGGAUUGUUUUAAAACUAGCACUAAUGCUAAUCUUGGAUUGUAUUAAAACUAGCACUAAUGCUAAUCAUGGAUUGUAUUAAAACUAGCACUAAUGCUAAUUGUGGAUUGUCUUAAAAUUAGCACUAAUGCUAAUCAUGGAUUGUUUUAAAACUAGCACUAAUGCUAAUCUUGGAUUGUAUUAAAAUUAGCACUAAUGCUAAUCAUGGAUUGUUUUAAAAAUAGCACUCAUGCUAAUCGUCGAUUGUCUUAAAACUGGCACUAAUGCUAAUCGUGGAUUAUCAUACAAGAUCUGGCACAUAAAAUACACUAUAUGAUUUAUGUGAUAUAACAAUAUAACAUUGAAUGCAAGCAAGUACAUGGUAUGCCAAAAAACGAUGAGGAGUAGGGCCUACAAUAAAUGACGUGGUGUAUAGUAUGAAAUGGUGUACAAUAAAUGACAUGGAGUACAAUAAAUGGCACGGUGUGCCAUAAAUGACAUGAUGUGCAAUAAAUGACACAUAAAUGACAUGGUGCUCAAUAAUGAUAUGGUGUGCAAUAAAUGACAUGGUGUGCAACAAAUGACAUGGUGUGCAAUUAAUCACAUGUUUGGAAUAAAUGUCAUGGUGUGCAAUAAAUGACAUGGUGUAAAAUGAAUGACAUUGUGUACAUUCAAUGCCAUGGAGUACAUUCAAUGACAGGGUGUACAUUCAAUGACGUGGUGUAAAAUGAAUGACAUUGUGUACAUUCAAUGACAGGGUGAACAUUCCAUGACAUGGUGUAAAAUGAAUGACAUGGUGUAAAAUGAAUGACAUGGUGUACAUUCAAUGAUAUAGUUUACAUUCAAUGACAUGGUGUAAAAUGAAUGACAUGGUGUACAUUCAAUGAUAUAGUUUACAUUCAAUGACAUGGUGUACAAUGUACGAAAAAUUGAUCUAGUGAAAUCAAUGAUUGUCAAACCACCGAGGUCAUUUUUAUUUUGAACUCAAAUAUUUCCUUACGAACAUAUCAGAUACUUUGUGUUCUUUAUAUCGAUGGCCAUGCGUAUGUACCCCGACGCUGUGAUGUACAUCAGUAUCGUAAGUUGAGCAUCUUAAACUAAAAGCUUUGUUUCACUUCAAUUCACAUCCAGUGUUAAGAGUAGGUAGGAUCUCAGACGGAUAUAUAUAGGCCAAAACGGGCCAAAGUGUCCUCGUUUUAUAGCCAUUUUAAUUGUUUCUAUAGUAUAGUAGUUACUAUCCUAAUGUCUCAUUUUUAUUGUAGUUAGUUUACAUGUUUUUAAUAAUUGUAAAGCGCUUAGAGCUUUAAGGUAAGUGCUAUAUAAAAAUGCCUAAAUAAAUAAAUAAAUAAAUAUUGAAACAAAAUAACACACGUUCUAUUUUCUCGUUUUCUCAAUGGGAUGAUACAGAUUUAUUUUGUUUGCUUGGUGGGACCAGAGCUAGAGUGUUUGGCGCCCGGGGACAAGAUUCAUUUUAAAGCGCCUCCCAUUCUUUCUUUCUUUUUUUUUUUUUAAACUCUCAAACCCAUUAUUUUCAUCCAUAAAAUAAUAUUUAUUUAUUUAUUUAUUUAGGCAUUUUUAUAUAGCGCUUACCUUAAAGCUCUCAGCGCUUUAAAAUUAUUAAAAACAUGUAAACUAAGUAAAAUAAAAAUGAGACACUAGGAUAGUAACUACUAUACUAUAGAAACAAUUAAAAUGGCUAUAAAACGAGGACACUUUGGCACGUUUAAUAAUAUCAAAGCACUUUUGGCUCCCCUAGCUAGUCUUGCACCCAGGGACAUCUGUCCCCCCCUGCCACCCCUCACCCCCAACUAGUCUGGCACCCAGGGACAUUCGUCCCCCUAACUAGUCUGGCGCCCAGGGACAUCUGUCCCCCCUGCCCCUCCCCUUAGCCACGCCACUACGUGGGACACACUUAUGGCUAUCAAAAGAAUUUCUCAUGACUUUCAUUUAUCGUACUCUCUGAUUCCCCCUGCCCAACGCACGUGACAUCUCUGUUGUUGCUGUUAAACAUUUGUUCUAUCUUAGAGCGCCACGACUCCGAUGCUCUGUUGGAGUAAGCUGAAUCAACUCCUGCUCAUAUUAAAAAGUGGUAACGCUGGUAGCGUCAGCGCCAUCACGUGGUUUAUUGCGGCUUAUAAUACUGCUGGUGAGUUGACAACUUCCUGUGCUGGACGUACUUUUUAACAAGCGUCAUAAAACUUGACACCACACGACUUCUCUAUUGACAUAACACUUGAAAUCCCACUUGACAUCACACUUGACAUCUCACUCGACAUCACACUUGACAUCUCACUUGUCAUCACACUUGAAAUCUCACUUGACAUCUUGACAUCACACUCUACAUCACAUUUGAUAUCACACUUGGCAUCUUAUGUGACCUCCCACUCGACAUCAAACUUGACAUCUCAGUUGCCCUUACACGUAACUUCUGAAACGACAUCUCACUUGAAACCACAGUUGUUGAAUUGACACUUCACAUCACACUCUUCAUCAUGACACUUGACAUCUCACUUACCCAUCACAUUUGGCAGCUCACGUGACAUCAAACUUGACAUCACACUUGACAUACACUUGACAUCACGAUUCAGUCAAAAUUUGUGGUUGGUGUAAGACAGUUCAUCUUUACUUUAAAAGAUCAUUAUAAAACGCAGAAUGAAACACUAGAAAGUCCAUUGUGGUAAAUAGCUUAUCUGGAUCAGAACAGAAGAUAUAAUAUCGUUCAUACGUCCGAAUCUUGACUUAAUGUUCUGACCAUUCAAUGAAACCAUAUCUUUCCCCAAGUCCGAAUCUUGACAACUGUUGUAAACACCCAAUGAAACCAUAUCUUUCCUCAGUCCGAAUCUUGACUACUGUUGUGAUCACCAAAGAUUUCCCGAUGUUUGUCAACCUGGUGUCUAGUGAAGUGUUCAACGUUGCGGUCUUCUGCUCGGUCAUCUACUACAGUUACAUCAACAAACCACCACCGCAAAGAAGACGAUAUUACUAAUAUUAAUUAGUAUUAAAUGCUUGGCAAAUGGAACAGAUUCCUUUGUGGCUUAUUUUCAUUUUGAAAAAAAAAAUUGAGAAUAUAAACGGCACCAAUUAAAUGCUAUUUUAAAGGAAGAGUUUCUAUCAGAGCUUACGUUUAAAUUAAGAAGGUUUUAAC
Messenger RNA from Lymnaea stagnalis (great pond snail), 6427 nucleotides. Lineage: Eukaryota; Metazoa; Mollusca; Gastropoda; Lymnaeidae. The record is from the annotation of a GenBank genome assembly.